CUUUUCCGUUGACGGUGGAUUUAAAUGUUUCAAGAACAAGAAAAGAGACGCGAAGGUUUGUGGUCGUCAGGCAGGUCUCGCAAAGAUCCCAGCUAUGUCCUCCUCUAAGGAAGAUGCGUUAUCCCCUGACGAGCUGAGGAAAAGACUCUAUCAGACUUUUAAAAGUAAAGGAGUUCUUGAUACACUCAAGGCACAGCUGCGAAAUCAGCUCAUCCAGGAGUUAAAGUACCCAGCUUUGGCAGGCCAAGAACCAGUUCCCAGGCCAGCACAUGUGAAACAUGAACCCAUUUUAGUUUCAGCCUGUAACAGCAUAGUGGCAGAUCAUCUCCAGAACUCUGGGUAUGAGUACACACUUUCUGUGUUCUAUCCUGAAAGCGGAUUAUCUAAAGACAAGGUUUUUACAAAAGAAGACCUUCUUCAGCUUCUUAAAAUACGCCCUGAAUCAAACCUUUACAAGUCAUUGUCUUCAAAUAAAGAAAACCAUGAUAGGGGGUUCCUGAUCAGCCUUCUAACACAGCUAACAGAUCAUUAUACUCGGAACCUGUGCCACGAUGCCGACACUCAGACAAGUUUAUCAAGUUAUGGAGAGUCUCUUGUAGAGAAGAUGAAAACAAUAGAUCGGGAAUACGAGGGUUUGGGGUACAAUGAGGACAAAGUGUUUCCAUUACAGUCAAAACUGUCUGCGUAUAGAAAAGACAUUGAAGUGCAGAUGGAAACAGAAAUGAACUUAAAGAUAGAACAUUUUAAAGAAGUUGAAAUUGCCAAGGUGAGGAUGGAAGAAAAAUCCAAAUUUCAUAAAGAAUUUGAAAGGCUGAAGCAGGAGCUGGAGAGGACUUAUGAAAUGAAGACAAAGGCCCUGAUGGAGCGAGAGAAAAAUGCUAUUGAUCGGUUGCAAAAACAGCAAGAGAUUGAAGAAAAGAACUUAUACAUUGAGAGACAGUCAGUGCUGAAGGAAAUUGAAACACUACGUAGCAGAGAAAAUGAGCUGAGGAUGAGAAGAGAAGCCUUCGAAAAGACUUGUCAAAUCCAUGAGGAGAAGAUCAAGACAGCUGAAGAGCUGCUGAGGAGGAGAGAACUGGCUGUGAAAACCAUGGAGGACACGUAUGACCAGAAGCUGAAGAAUGAACUUUCCAGGUAUCAGCUUGAACUAAAGGAGGACUACAUCAAGAGAACAGAAAAGCUCACAGAAAGUGAGAACAGAAACAAAGUGGAAACUGUCCGUAUCCAAAAGGAGUCAGCUGCAAUUAAUGCCAAAUUGGAGGACCACAGUAAAACGUGCUCAGAGCUGAAGCGGCUGCAGAUCGAGUUAGACACAGCACAGCAGCAGAUUUCUCUGCUGACUCAACAGAAGGAGCUGUUAAGGGAAAGAAUGGAGAGCAUGAGUGACUACCCCCGCUUAACAAAAGAGAAAGCAGAGCUGCAGGGGCAGCUGCAGCUGCUAAAGAAACAGCUGGAGGAGGCCCAAGAGGAGAAACGGCUUCUUCAUGCAGAUUUGGGCAAACCAUCCAAAGAGCAACUAUCCUUGCAGUUGGAGCUUCAGAGGCUACAGAGUGCUCGCAGAUUGGAUGCGGAAGAAUUUGACAACCAGAAACAGGUGCUGCAGGCACAGCUCCAGAGUGAGAUGGAGCAAUGUGCCCAGUUCAAAGCUCAGCUGAUAGAGUGUAAAGAGAAAUCCCAGUGGAUGGCUAACCAUGUUGAGGACAUUAAAAUGCAGCUUCACCAAACUCAGCAAGCUCUUGAAAAUGAAGUGCUGCGUAAUCCCAAACCAUCUCUUGUUGAUCGCUCUGUACUAGAGCUCGACGCUGACAAGCUGGUUCCUCCUGACAUCUAUGUGGACAGAACUCUGCUGAGGGCCAGGGUGGGUUAUGAUGUUUGUGAAAUAGAUGGCAAUCUGGGAGGAAGCAAAUCGCCUUGGAGUGAUGUACCAGAUUCUGAUUUGGAGUUGGUAGCUGAAGCUAAGACUCGGAUCAAGGAGCUGCAGAGGGAGGCUGAGACUUUAGAGGAAGCUUACAGGAACUACCAGCAGAGGGCAGUGCGCUCCACCAUCUCACACAUGCUUCCCCCAAGACCUCUUUCCCCACAACAACCACAUCCUUCUCAUUUCCCUGAGUCUCCUCUUAGAAAACACGACCCUCUCCGUUCACACAGUCACUUAGCCCACAAACCAAAGAUCUCACACAGACCACUGUCUCCUCAGUCUAUCCAAUCCCCCUCCAAUGGCACCAGAAAGACUUUACCAUCUGCACAAUCAAGAGUUACCUUCUCAGAAGAUCAUAACCAGCCACAGGCCACAUGUUUUGUUGACCACAGUCUCUAUUCGCUGACCGAGCCUUUGUUCCUAAAAAAUGGAAACGCUCCAGAUGAAAGCUUGGCUCUAUCCAAGCACCCAUCCCCUACAACACAAUCUUCCUUCAAGAAUAAUCUUCAAAGAGAGCUUACAGAAGGGCCAGUCGUGUCUGCAGUCCUGCUUCCACAGCUGUCGUCUGACAGGCAGCUCUCUCCUGCCCUCCACAAUGAGGUGGUGACCUCAGAGGACUUGUCCUCCGAGCUCAGUCCACCUCGCAGUCCUCAGCUCAGGAGCACAGCACGCGACCAUUCCAGUCCACCAAAGCUACAGCAAGUCUUCUCCAGCUCAGAGUCUUCCCCACAGCCUGAGAAGAUAAGCCUUGAAGAUCUCACUGGAGGAUUAUCAGAGCCCGGCCACAUUCCAGAGCUUCUCCUGGACACUGCUGUCCCUCUCUCCGAGGAGGCCCCUGCUGGCCCCCACCCACAAGACCUCCCAAAAGACCUAAUAGACUCACAGGGCCAAACGGAACUCCCACAAAGUUUGGUUGAAUCUGAAAAGGAAGAAGAUGAAGAACAAAGGUGGGAAAGAGAGCGGAAAGAAAGGGAAGAAAAAAGACAAAGGGAGCAGGAAGAAGCCAGAGAGAGAGAGCUGCAAGAACUUGAGCGACUAGAGAAAGAGAUGCUUUUGCAAGAGGUGGAAAAUCCAAAACAGGAAGAAGAAGAAGAAGAAGAAGAAACCGGGGUUAAGAAAGGAGUAGAUGAAGAAAUCAGUGGAGAGAAAUAUGAGUCUAAAAGUGAAAAUCCACUGGACAAAUACAUGAAGAUGGUCUUGGAAGCAAGAGGGAAGCAACAUGCACAGAGCUCUCGAAGAGAAGAGGCAGAAUAUGCAAGCCCAGAGGCCAAGAGUUUGACUGAGGAUAAAGAAGACAGCAUUGCAGCAUAUUCACACAAGGAUGAAGAUGAUGAUUUUUGGUGAGCUGACCAUCAGUUUGUGGCAUCAUAAUCUGAAGUGUAUAAAAACAGAUAUUUCAAGAAUUUGCUUAUCAGUCCUACAUGUUUUCUUUUUUGUAUGAAAUUCAAAUAAAUGCAUUUUUUAAAUCUGUA
Maylandia zebra (zebra mbuna) is the source of this 3390-nucleotide messenger RNA. RefSeq names its product OFD1 centriole and centriolar satellite protein (gene ofd1). NCBI's taxonomy places the organism in Eukaryota, Metazoa, Chordata, Actinopteri, Cichliformes, Cichlidae. Gene Ontology annotation, biological process: epithelial cilium movement involved in determination of left/right asymmetry. The record is from RefSeq and is a predicted model, not a curated record. Gene Ontology annotation, cellular component: centrosome; ciliary basal body. Gene Ontology annotation, molecular function: protein binding.